AUGGAUAUCCACACAGAACCUGGACACGGCCUUGUGGACCGCGUCCAGGCCAUGCUCGAUUCUGCACAAGUGCUGCACAUCGCACCGGAAAAGUGCAUUUCCCGCCAUGACGAGAUCCUGGGUGAGAAGACGGAGCAAAAGCUCUCUUUGGGAGCUGACGGGAACAUCAAGAUCACGAAGCAAGCCUCGAGUCUCCGGUGCGAGACUACCGGCGAGCUCAAGCUUCGCCGGUGCUUCCUGCGCCGGGCCUUAGCGUUCGAUCAAGUAGGGCUCGCCUCCUUCACUGCAAUGGAGUCUUGGCACAACCGCAUGUUCCAGGCUCUGCUUGAUGUGCCUCCGGCGGGUUAUCGCUACACUACCGUUCAGCAGCUGCUCGCAGCUGACCAGAAGCUUUGGCAGGUGGUGGCCCAGGAGAGCCGAGGUGACAUCGUCGUCGGAGUCGGAGCCCCGGCUCCUCUUGAUAAGCACAUAGCCGCUGCUGCAACCAAUCAGUUUGUGGUAUCCUGCCUGACACACCUUCCUAAGCCUGCCGAGAACCAGGCCCAACCGUGGAAGCCGAAUAAGGGACCCGACAAGGGCAAUCAGAAGGGAGAGAAGGGUACCAAGGGCAAAGGCCGCGGCAAAGGGAAGCAGAAUCACAGCCAGGGCCAGGCUGAUGCCUCCUCGCAACCGUCCCUGAAGGAGCUGCUGGAGUCGUUACCCGAGGGCUGCGUGCGGGCCAACGAUGAUGGGCGUUUCAUCUGCCCAUUUUACAACAAGGGGAUCUGUCGCUUCCAGAAGCGCAAGUCGUGCCGCUUCGGAAAGCAUGUUUUCGCCAAGCAAAUCUUAGCUCAGAGCACGCCUGUUACCGCUGAGCAAGUGAUGAGGCUUUUUGAUGCCUUGCCGCAUGAGCAGUGCGACCGAGACGCCGAAGGGCGCUCAUUUUCGGCAGGGAUGUACUCUCGAGUUAAGGUGAGCCGUACGCACUCGGCCACACCGAGACAGUCAGAAUUCCUUUUCUCCGACAAUUAUGUCAUUCCUUUGACCGUUUUCCAAGGGGGAGCUGUCAGGGUAAGCGAGCCAGGCCAGACUGUGGACUUGGAAGUGUCUCGCGGGCCCAUUAAAUUCUGUGCGCGAGGGUAUGAGCAUUGCACUCUGCCAGCCACCGGGCGCCGAGUUGUUUUGGUGCUUUUUGCUUUGCAGGCCGGAGAGCGAAUCUCCGGAGCCGACAAACAGGUCUUGCUUGAUUUGGGCUUCCCGUUGCCCAAUGCUUCGCAGUUAGCUUCAACUGAGGUCUGCUCAUCACAACAGCUUCCAGUGACUGACCAGAUGAGUCGGAUUCUCCCCCUGAAAGAGCCAGCUCCGCCUGCCUCCGAGCAAAAAUCAUUUCCCUCGUCCGAGUCUUCGGAAUCCGACCAGGUUUCAUCGGAUCCCGGCGAUCCCAAAUCACCGCCUUGUCCGGAUCCCAGUGCACAUCAGCGAAGUGCCGCUUCCGCCUCGUUCGGGACCGUUGAGGGCUGCAACCCCCUGUCGAAUCAGGGCCCCUCUUCGGUCCCUCGUCCGCCCAUGCUGGCCGAUUGCCUCGCUGUCUCGGGAUCUUUAUCGGCCGCCGCCCUGCAGGCUGGUUGGGAUGCCUUGCCAUUGGGCCACAAACGUGGUGCCCCUGAGUGCUGUCCCCGAGUGCCGAUUGACCUCUCCGCGAAAGAUGAUCUGAAAACAUUGCUUGACUUUGAUCGCCAUACACUUGUCGACUGGUGGCAUUUCAAUCUGUUCAUGAAAUCUUGCAAUCAGGGGCGUGAUUCUCGAGGACGUGCGAGCCUUCGUGACGCCUCUCACUUGCUAGGGCGCGACGGCCUUCCUGCCCGCGCCGAUUCGCUGGUGCAGCAUGAAAACAGUUUACUGCAAGCCGUGGUCGACCUGCUGUUCCGAGCUUAUGAGACUCGGGCCCUGGUCAGCUUGAUCGGGCCGGCCCGGAGUUGGGUUUGGAGCCUCUUAGCCCACUUCGUCAAGCAGAGGCAGCAUCAGGACUUUCUGCAAUGGUUCUUCGCUUUGGCCGAUCAGGAGCUUGAUACUUGCAUGUUCGGUGCCCCAUUCUUGACAUCGCUGCGCAUCCGAACGGGUUUCAGUGAUGCCUCCCUGCCUGCUGAGCUGUGCCGGACCCUGUGUGUGUAUUUCUCCAUGGAGGAGCACCUGCAUCGCGCAUGUGGGCUGACCUGCCCAGCUGACAACAGUGCUCGUUUGCCCGAUGCUGUUCGCCGCAACAUUUUUGCCACGCUCACGGAAGGCCCAGUGGCUGUGUCAAAGCGGCGGAUGCUUGAACUGAAAAAAUUGAAUGACCGGAUGGCGGUGCUGUCUGCCACUGAGAAAGAGCUUCGAGCCAAAAUGCAUCCGGAUGUGGAGCGAGUCACUAAGGGCAAGGCCCUAGCUUUGUUUCGCGAGCUUCUUGAGGAAACAGGCUUUCCCGACAUGUCAGUGGUCGACCUUCUUACCGACGGUGUGCCCUUAGUUGGUCAGGAAGCUGAGUCCCCUUUGUUUGCAAAGCGGCCGAAGCCCAUGGACCUUGAGCCAGAUCAGCUUAAAGCCCAGGCCCUACUGCGGCGGCGCGCAUUGCAGAAGAUGAAAGGACUUGUUUCCGAACAGGAUUACAAGGCGAUGAAAGAUGAGACUUCCGAGGAACUGGCAGAGGGUUUCCUCACGGGUCCAUACCACUCGGAGCAGGAAGUCAGCGACAUCUUGAAGACCGAUGCUUGGUCGCUCUCGCCUCGUUUCCUGUUGAGGCAGGGCGAAGACGCCAAGAUAAGGAUAAUUGACGACUUUAAAAUGUCGGCGGUUAACAGGGCCUUUGGUUCCUCGUCUUUCCUAGAGCUUCAGGAUACGGAUUACGCGGUCGGCCUCCUGAGGUUCCUUUCCCGUGUGCUGCAGGAUCGCUCCAAGGUCCGGGUCCCCUUGUCUGAUGGCACCGUGCUCGAGGGGAACUGGGAUCCCGAGAUGCUCCGCCAGCCCGCUCUACUCGGCAAGACGCUGGACUUGAGUAAAGCCUAUCGCCAGGUGAGCAUCCAUCCUUCCACGAGGGAGCACGCUGUUCUUGGCUUCCCCGACCCACAAGGCAAGUGGGAAUUUUACAUAGCCCAGAGCCUGCCUUUUGGAGCUGCUGCAAGCGUGUAUGGGUUCAACAAAGUUGCACUUGCGAUUCUUCACAUCAUGGUUGUCAAGUUCGCUGCAAUCGCGACCGACUUUUACGACGACUACACUGUAUAUGAAUUUCGCCCAGCUGCAUUCCUGCUGGACAAAGUCCUGAUGAGGCUGCUGGACCUGCUAGGGUGGACCUACGCGAAGUCUGGGCGGAAGUUUGUGCCGUUUGACAACAAGGUGGUCUCCUUGGGUGUUUCGUUGGGCCUUGACGAGAUAUGGGGAGGCACUCUCAAGGUCGAGAACAAAGCGGGACGUCUUGAAAAGAUUGCGGAGCUCCUCCGAACAGUCGCCCAGGGCGGAGCUGUGACGAGAUCUGAUGUGGCCUCGCUGCACGGCUUGAUCAACUUCGCAGGUGGAUUGAUUAUGGGCUUCGAGCUGAAGCCAACGUCGCGAAUGCUGUCCCGGGCCUUGUCGGGGCCUUUCCAAGGCAGUACACUCGAACUUCGACUGGCUUGUGCGUUAGCUCUGGAUGUCAUUGCGCAGUGCAGGCCAAAGCGGUGCCCAGCUACAAUUCUGCCGCCGAUUGUGCUCUACACUGAUGGAGCCUUCGAGAAGGGGCGAGGUACCUGGGGUCCGACCAGCCUUCGUCGCCUCCAACUCCGCGUUCUUCAGGUGGAACUUCUCCGGGUCGAAGUCGCGGGCCACGGCAUACUCCUUGAAGUGCUGGCCCUCCUCGGUGCACACCAGGCGUCAAUCAACACCGGGCUGCCUCGGAGCGUGUCUGCCUCCACUGGGACGAAGAGCCCUGGCGAGCGAAUCGUUUGA
Messenger RNA from Symbiodinium sp. CCMP2592, 3936 nucleotides. NCBI's taxonomy places the organism in Eukaryota, Dinophyceae, Suessiales, Symbiodiniaceae. The record is from the annotation of a GenBank genome assembly.